CUUCCAACUAGAGAAUCCUUUACCACUAAAUUCUCUUCUGCAUUGUUCGGUGCUAGAAGGCACGCACGAAAAUCAUCAUCAUCAUCAUCAUCCAUUAUCAUCCAUAGAAAUGGAAAUGGCAGCUUGUAUUUGUGGCCAUAAACCUCCAUGGCUUUUCGACGCUUUCUCUCAUUGGAAACCACAAAGCCACAGCCACCACAAAUCCCGAGGAGGAGUAUCAAUGGCUUUUAAACGAAGCCCAAAGCGUCUUAAAUACACAGAUAAUACUCGCUUCAACAAGGAUGGAGGUUUGAUUUACAUUGAAGCUGACCCUUUUGGUUCUGACUCGUGGAAAUUGGAACCUGUUGUUAAUCUUUUGAAACAAGGUGCUGUUGGAGUCAUUCCUACUGAUACACUAUAUGCAAUAGCAUGUGACCUAACAAACAACUCAGCCAUUGAACGGCUACGUAGAAUCAAGAAUAUAGACGGUUCAAAGCCGCUUAGCAUCUUAUGCCACUCAUUUAGCGACAUAGAUAAGUACACAUCUGGGUUUCCGUGUGGUGAUGGUCAAGGCCAUGCAAAUUUAUUCAAAGCUGUUAAGCAAUGCUUACCUGGUCCUUACACGUUCAUCUUAAUGGCUAGCAAAGCAUUACCAAAACAGUGUAUAAGGUUUGGGACUACUGCUGCCAAAUAUGCAGCACGAAAAAAUGUGGGUGUCCGUAUGCCUGAUGAUGCCAUUUGUCAAGCAAUACUAAAGGAGAUGAGUACACCAUUAAUAUGCACAAGCAUCAAGUUCCUGAACGAAGACGAAUGGUUGAUUGAUCCAGUUAUGAUAGCUGAUACAUAUGGACCAGAGGGUCUUGAUUUUGUUGUUGAUGGUGGUGUAAGAGUGGCUCAGUCGUCCACUGUGGUUGAUAUGACCAAAUUGCCUCCCAGAGUCCUACGGGAAGGAAAGAAUCAUAUGAUUUCAGGGUCCAAUUUCAGACUGGAUGGUAUUGGAAGAUAAUCAGCAAACUGAUGGUGAAGAGGAUCUAAUCCCUGCUGCCAUUUGAAUGUUAAUCACCCUUUUGAAUGAAGAUUCAGCAUCCAAGACCAGUUACUGACAUUAUAGGACUCAAGGUGGAAAACUUUAUGUAAAUAAAAGCAUACUGUUGUAAAUGUUGAUAUAGUUGACUUGUACACUUUUGUUGUUGACCAGAUACCCUAUACUUCAUAGGGAUAUCUGAAUUCUUUUUGCAAUUAAAUAAAAUUUGCUGUUUCAUUUUUAUUUUGUCAAAA
Molecule: messenger RNA, 1257 nt
Organism: Medicago truncatula (barrel medic)
Lineage: Eukaryota; Viridiplantae; Streptophyta; Magnoliopsida; Fabales; Fabaceae
Exons: 9
Coding region: 110-985 (291 amino acids)
Molecular function (GO): double-stranded RNA binding
Source: RefSeq, a predicted model, not a curated record